Alternaria incomplexa is the source of this 1431-nucleotide messenger RNA. RefSeq lists its product as uncharacterized. The transcript has a single exon. Bases 1 to 1431 code for a protein of 476 amino acids. The record is from RefSeq and is a predicted model, not a curated record. Lineage: Eukaryota; Fungi; Ascomycota; Dothideomycetes; Pleosporales; Pleosporaceae. Gene Ontology annotation, molecular function: oxidoreductase activity.
AUGCGUUCAUUCGUUUCAAUCACCGCCGCGGCGGUGGUCGCCCUUCCUUUCGCUAUGGCAGCGCCCAGGUCGUCCAAGAUGGAGGCCAGGUACUACAACCCGGAGCAGGUUAUUGACACUGAUGUUGUCAUUAUCGGAGGUGGAGGUAUGGGUGCUUACUCUGCCAUCCAGCUCAAGGACAUGGGAAAGAGGGUCGUGGUUGUUGAGAGCUCGCACCGCCUUGGAGGUCACACCGAAACCUACAUGGACCUCGAGACUGGAUUCCCCAUCGACAUGGGAGUCAAGCUGUACCAUGACGAACCUUUGGUGCACCAGUGGUUCGCACGCUUCAACCUCACUCUGGGCCCAGCAAGCCCUUUCCCUACCGGCCCAACCCAGCAGGUUGACUUCAGGACUGGUCAGGUGUUGCAGGGCCUCCCUCCUGCCAACCAAACCGCCUUGGCUGUUGCUCUGGCGAAGUACGGCGCCGUCCUCGCACAGUACCCUCAACUUGAGGGUGGCUUCUACCUCCCCGACCCCGUCCCCGAGGACCUCUACAUGCCGUUCGGCCAGUUCGUCCAGAAGUACGACAUCGCAGAUGCAGUGCAAACCAUCUUCGGUCUCACCUCCGCCUUUGGUGACAUCCUCGAGCUUCCUGCCAUCCAGCAGAUCCGCACCAUGUCUCUCGGUCUCCUGAAGACUAUGCAGAGCUUCAAGACCAGCUCGGUGAUGAACAACAGCAUGCUCUUCGAGGCACUCACUGCCGAGCUGCUUGCCUCCAACUCUGUACUCCUUUCCUCCAGGGUCCGCAAGACCGCACGCGUGAGCAAGGUCGACGGCGGCGUCAAGGUCCUCGUCGAUACCCCCAAGGGCCAGCGUCUCAUCCAAGCCAAGAAGAUCCUCAUGGCCAUUCCCCCCACGCCCGAGAACCUCACCCCAUUCGAUCCCAGCGGCGAUGAGAUGAAGAUCUUCAGCCAGUUCACUUCUGUCGGCUACUACACCGCCAUCAUCAGGCACGCCGCUCCUACCAACGUCACCCUCAACAACCUCGCACUUGACAAGCCAUACGCGCUGCCACCUAUGCCCGCCAUCUACAACGUCUUCCCCACCGUCAACCCUACACUCAACCAGGUCUUCUACGGCACCAAGGUCGGUCAGCACCUCAGCGACGAGGAGGCCCAGGCCGCUAUCCUUGCGGACCUCAAGCGCUUCCACGCUAUGAACAACAUGACCGGUCCCGAGCCCGAAAUCGUCGCUUUCAGCAACCACAGCCCCUACAACAUGAUGGUCGGUGGCGAGGCUACCAAGAACGGCUUCUACAAGGACUUGUACGCUCUGCAGAGCAAGCGCAACACUUUCUGGACUGGUGCUGCGUGGAGGGCGCAUGAUAGCUCCAGCAGCUGGGCUUACACUAGCAGGAGUGUGCUGCCGGCGCUUGUCGCUAGCCUGUAG